Molecule: messenger RNA, 3304 nt
Organism: Beta vulgaris subsp. vulgaris (sugar beet)
Lineage: Eukaryota; Viridiplantae; Streptophyta; Magnoliopsida; Caryophyllales; Amaranthaceae
Product: disease resistance protein RGA2
Exons: 4
Coding region: 155-2854 (899 amino acids)
Biological process (GO): defense response to other organism
Molecular function (GO): ADP binding
Source: RefSeq, a predicted model, not a curated record
GUUCCAUGAGAGCUUGUGGCAAGUAUUAGUCUACCGACAAACUUAGGUGAUAACGAUUAAAGAUGACCAUAAAUGAUUCCAACUCCCAAUCUCCAAUACUCACAACUCACAAUUCACAAAUCACAAAAAGAGAGUGUGCUCUUAAGAAAAAAGAAUGGCAGAAGGAGUUAUUUCCGACUUAGUUGCAAAGGCUCUUGAACUGUUGGCAACAUCAACCUUUAAAAAGGCUUCAUCCUGGUGGGGUGCAAGAGAUGAUCUGAAGAAGCUUGGGAAGAGCAUGGAGAUGAUCCAAGCUCGAGUUCGUGAUGCCGAAAAGUAUCAAGAAGAGGAGGGUAGUGAUGCUAUCAAACUGUGGCUUCGGAGGCUGAAGCUGGUGCUUUACCAAGCUGGUGACUUGUUUGAUCGUAUUCUGACUGUUGAUAGCCAGAAACAGCGCAGAAAACAAAAUCACAAGGUACACUUUUUCUUAAGGUCUAGCUCUCCUGUUUUAAACUGGAAGAUAGCUGGAAAAAUCAAGUCUAUCAGAAAACAACUUGAUGCCAUCAACUCUGAUAUGGCUGGCUUAAAUUUGCCGUCUUAUCAGCAUAGAGUAGGACCAUCACCUCAAAUGGCUCUUUUAAUGAAUAACAGAGCAACAACCCCGUUUGUGGAAGCGGAGGAUGUCAUUGGCAGGGAAUGUGAUAAAGACAAGAUAAUUGAGAUGCUUUUUGAUCCUAAAUAUGAUGCGGAGAAGGUUACCAUCAUCCCAAUCAUGGGGUUCGGGGGUAUAGGGAAAACGACUCUAGCUCAAUUUGCUUUUAGUGAUCAGAGGGUCCAAAACCAUUUUUUUCCUUUGAAGUGGGCUUAUGUACCUGAGAAAAAUGAUCGCAAUGCUGUAAUGGGAAAAAUAUUCAACUCUUUCACUGGUAGGAAGUAUCAUAAUCUUCAAAUGAAGGACCUUGAAGACGGCAUUAGAGAGUCGAUAAAAGGCAACAAGUAUCUACUUGUCCUAGAUGACAUAUGGGAUGAGAGUGGUGAUAGAUUGAUUGAUCUUGGGAACUUGCUCAAAUGUGGUGAACCAGGCAGUAAAGUAAUUGUAACUACACGCUCUGAUGUUGUUGCAAAAAGUCUUGGCACCAUUAAAGAACCCUACAGAUUGGGAACUCUAACUGAUGAUCAGUCCUGGAAUCUUUUCGAAAGAUUGGCACUAGACACUCCGGAAGAGUGGUUGUAUGUCAGAGAUGCUCAAUGCGCAAAGGCACAACACACAAUAGGUAGCGACAUCAUGCCUAUUCUGAAGUUAAGUUAUGAUGACCUACCACCAGCAUUGAAACAGUGCUUUGCCUACUGUUCGUUGUUCGAGAAAGGCUAUAAUUAUAGCCAAACAGAACUGGUUCAUCUAUGGAUGGCUCAAGGAUAUUUUGAAGCAUCAAGCAGAGAUAUCGGAGACCGCUACUUUUUGGAAUUGCUACGGAGGAAUCUAUUUCAAGAUCCUAAAGAAGAUCUUGAAGCGAACAUUACAAGCUGUAUAAUGCACGACUUAGUGCAUGACUUGGCACAAAAUGUAGCUGGUCACGAGAGCAUCGUAGCGGAUGAGUCGUCUUCAUCCCAAGUCAGAGAUGGACUCAUACAUGUAAAUCUUGGUACAUUUAAAGCUCCACCUUUGUUAUUUGAAGCUAGAAUGUUACGCUCAUUGUUUUCUGCAAACGUUGAAUGUGACAGAUUGAUAUCCAACUUCAAAUCCUUACGGGUCUUGAGCUUGAAAGAUGCUUGGAUAAAUAGGCUCCCAGAUUCUAUAGGGAGGUUGGUAUAUCUGAGAUACCUUAAUCUUAAUGACAAUUUCAUUAAAUAUCUUCCCCAAGCAAUAACAAGAUUAGAGAACUUGCAAACACUUCGCCUUCAAAAUUGUUCGCGACUGAAGGAACUGCCAAGAGAUUUUACUAAAUUUCCCAACCUGAGGCACUUGGCUAUUGGUGGGAGCAGUUUGACUACGAUGCCACCAGGAUUUGGUACAAUGGCAAAUCUGCAAGAGUUAGAUGUAUUUGUAGUUGAGGAAAACUUUGCUAUUGAAUCCAAUCUGGCGUCACCAAAUAAAGAAGCAUCAUCAUCUCUUUUCACGUCAUUAAAGCACCUGCGUAUUGAUGGAACUAAGGACUCUUUGUCAAUUAGUAGUAGAUUGUGUAAACUAGAAUCAGUAGAAAUAACUCAUGGUAUGGAAUUGAGGAGUUUGAUGAUUGAAUCUCCAAGUUCCAUACGGGAUCUUCAACUAAAUUGGGUUAAUAGUGGCUUUUGUAAUAUACUAAAAGGAGAUUUUCCUUUCAUUGAGAAACUGACGAUCUGGGUGAAUAGUGAAGAAUUAGAAGAGGGGAACACUUCUACGUAUUGGCAAGGCUUGAGAAGCCUCCGUAGCUUGGAAUUGGGUUUCAUGAAGAACCUGAAGAAGCUCCCUCCAGGCAUUGCUUGCCUAACCAACCUUCAGGCCCUUCAUAUUGCAUACAUGGAAAACUUGACAGCUCUCCCAGAUGAGAUCGGUAACCUCUCCCUGCUUCAGGAACUUACAAUUACAUGUAUGGACAAGUUGAUAGCACUCCCGGAAGAAAUCGAUAACCUCUCCCUGCUUCAGAAACUUACAAUUGCACGUAUGGACAAGUUGAUAGCACUCCCGGAAGAGAUCGGCAACCUCUCUAAGCUUUCGUACCUUGAGAUUAAUUAUUGUCCAGAAUUGCGGGUACUUCCACUAUCAUUACAAGGCCUCACCUCUUUACAGGAACUUGUUAUUGAAGAGUGUCCACAUCUGGAAGAAAGAUAUAGCGUCAAAUUCCAUGGCCGAGAUCGUCACCUCCUUCAACAUAUUCCCGAUCUUCAAUUUAGGUAAAGAGAAUUUCCUUACAAGGAAGGGGAAAAAUUGGGGAUCAUAUUUGCAAAGGGUGAAAAUCGAACUCCUGUCAAAGGGGUGGAAGAAAGAUCUUACAACCAAUAGGCCAACCUUGAUUCUCGCCUUCAUUUUUGUACUUGCUCAUAGCUUUUAGCUAUUGAAUAUAUCGACCUUGACUACCUGAGUGAAGGGAGCACAUCAGCACACUGUAAUCAAACCUGCAAGGCUACAACUGCAAGGAAGAAGGAGGACCCUUCAAAAUAAGCAUGACAAGCAACUUCAAUAGUGAGCUAUAACAUCUUGUAGGCUUGUAACUUGACUUGUCACAUCAGUUUUUUAAACAAUAUUGCUUUUUAGGUACAAGUCUCCCAAUGAUAUGCUAUAAUACGUUGUUGCUAGUAUAAUCCCACAUGACAAUUAUUAUUUUCUAACUUUAAUAUUUUUAUUCAA